GAGGAGGGGGUGUUAGAGAAUAAGAGGGACAAGCUGCAGGGUAACAGACUACAUCGGCAGCAGCACUUGAUAAGGAAGGAGGAUGAGUAGGUCUUGGUUGUGGCUUGUGGCCACUGCAGCCUUGGUGUCUGCAUCUUCUCUGGCUAAUGCAUCUCCACUAAAGGUGAUGUCUGCCCCCAACUUGUUGCGGGUAGGAGCGAAAGAAAACAUCUUUGUGGAGUGUCAAGACUGUACAGGGGGAGACAUUUUGGUCAUAAUUAAUGUUAUGAACCAUCCAACCAAAGCUAAUACUCUGGCAACCACAUCUGUAACCCUUAACAGUGGUAAUGACUUCCAGGCAUUCGGAGAAAUUAAGAUCCCUGCUGGAGAGUUUAGCAGAGAUGCCACCAUAAAGCAAUAUGUGUACCUGCAAGCUCAAUUCCCUGACCACCUGCUGGAGAAAGUUGUCCUAGUUUCCUUCCAGUCUGGGUUUAUCUUCAUCCAAACAGAUAAAACUCUCUAUACACCCCGAAGUAAAGUUCUUUACAGAAUGUUUGCAGUGACACCUCGUAUGGAGCCAGUGGAGAGAGAAGAAGACUUUAUCAUUGACAUUGAGAUGAUGACUCCUGAAGGCACCAUUUUGCCUAUGGAUUUCUUCUUUCCAACAUCAGGAAUCUACUCAAGUGAUUACCGACUCGGUGACAAUGUGAGUCCAGGGAUCUGGAAAUUGGUGGCCAAGUUCCGCAGUAACCCACAGCAGAGCUACACUGCAGAAUUUGAAGUCAAAGAAUAUGUGCUGCCAAGUUUUGAGGUGAAACUGACACCUGUGACCUCUUUCUUCUAUGUGGACAGUCCAGAUCUCAUUGUUAACAUCAAAGCUGAGUACCUGUUUGGUGAAUCUGUGGAUGGCACUGCUUAUGUAGUAUUUGGUGUCAUAGCUGAAAAUCAAAAGAAAAGCUUAGCCGGCUCUCUUCAGAGAAUAUUGGUUGAAAGAGGCAGUGCAGUGGCUACACUGAAGAGGGAACACAUCUUACAAACCUUCAACAAUAUCAAUGAUCUGGUUGGAAAAUCACUGUUUGUAGCCGUCAGUGUGCUGACAGACAGUGGUGGUGAAAUGGUGGAGGCAGAAUUGAAAGGCAUCCAGAUCGUCACAUCCCCUUACACUAUCCACUUUAAGAAAACACCCAAAUAUUUCAAACCGGGGAUGUCGUUUGAUGUUGUGGUUGAAGUUGUGAAUCCCGAUGAAUCCCCAGCAUCAGGUAUAGCUGUGGUAGUGGGGCCAGGUCAUGUAGAGGGUUUAACUGCAGACAAUGGCAUUGCAAAGCUGACCAUCAAUCCGGACGCAAAUACAAAAAAAUUGACUGUCACUGCAAAGACCAACAAACAGGGAUUGUCAGCUGACAGACAAGCAAAAGCCACAACUGAAGCUCUACCUUAUAAAACUACAAGCAACUUCUACCUCCACAUAGUGAUGGAUACAGCAGAACUCAAACUGGGGGAUAACCUAAAAAUGCUCCUCAUGUUUAACAGGCGGAUAGACCAUGACACAGAUAUCACAUACCUGGUCCUGAGUAGGGGUCAAUUGGUCAUUCACAAACGUUACAGAUCAAGAGGUCAAGUUCUGAUCUCUCAGAACAUUCCCAUCACCAAAGAAAUGCUACCAUCAUUUCGCAUCAUCGCCUACUUCCAUCCAAAUGACAAUGAGGUGGUAUCAGACUCUGUCUGGGUGGAUGUCAAGGACACUUGCAUGGGCUCGCUGAAGUUGGAGUCAUCAAGACCAGCUCCUUCCUAUGAGCCACGCAAAAUGUUUGGUCUAAAGGUGACCGGAGACCCAGGCGCAGUAGUUGGACUGGUGGCAGUUGACAAAGGCGUUUAUGUCCUGAAUAACAAGCAUCGCCUCACCCAGAAAAAGGUCUGGGAUGUUGUUGAAAAGUAUGAUACUGGCUGCACACCAGGGGGAGGAAAAGAUGCCAUGAGUGUGUUCUAUGAUGCUGGGCUAUUGUUUGAGUCGAACACAGCUUCAGGCACUCCCUACAGACAAGAAAAGAAAUGUCCCACGGCCAAUGGCAGGAGAAAAAGAGCCAGUACCACAACAGAUGUCACUACGAGCUUAAGUGAGGAGGAGGACAACAGUUACAUGGACAGCAAUGAAAUUGUUUCUCGCACCAGUUUUCCUGAAAGUUGGCUGUGGUCAGACAUUACAUUGCCCACUUGCCCUAGACACACACCAGACUGUGAGACCACAACAUUCACAAAACAUGUUCCAUUGCAAGACUCAAUCACAACCUGGCAGUUCACUGGCAUUAGCCUUUCAAAGGCCUAUGGAAUCUGUGUUGGGGAGCCGUUUGAAGUGAUUGUCAGAAAGGAAUUUUUCAUUGAUCUGAGACUUCCUUAUUCUGCUGUUCGAGGAGAGCAGAUAGAAAUUAAAGCAAUCCUUCACAACUACAGCCCAGAACUAAUCACUGUGCGUGUGGAUCUUUUGGAAACUGAAAACAUAUGCAGUUCAGCAUCAAAACGCACAAGGUAUCGUCAAGAGGUCAAUGUUGGGGCUGGUACUACACGAUCAGUACCCUUUGUCAUUAUUCCAAUGAAGCACGGUCAAUUCGAUAUUGAGGUGAAAGCAGCUGUAAAGGACUCAUCCAUGUAUGAUGGAGUGAAAAAGAGUCUCCUGGUGGUGCCCAAUGGUGUACUCGUGAAGCAACCAAAAACAAUAACUUUGGACCCCACUAGCAAGGGUGCAGGAGGUAAACAAGAAGAAAUCCUUAACAGUCGAAUUCCAGAGACAAAUUUGGUUCCUAAUACACCUACAAGCACACAGAUUUCUGUCACAGGAAGGGAAAAUAUAGCUCCACUGGUGGAAAAUGCCAUUAGUGGACAAUCAAUGGGUACACUGAUCUACCAGCCUUCAGGUUGUGGUGAACAGAACAUGAUUCAUAUGACACUGCCAGUCAUUGCAGCUAUAUACUUGGACAAAACCAACCAAUGGGAGUCUGUUGGAUUUCAGAGACGAAAUGAAGCUCUGGAGCAUGUAAAGACUGGCUUUAGAAAUCAGUUGGCCUACUUAAAUCCUGAUGGAUCUUUUGGCGUGUGGCCCAAAAGACACGGUAGCACCUGGCUGACAGCCUAUGUUGUUAAAGUGUUUGCUAUGGCAAACAAUCUGGUGCGAUUGGAUAAGAAUGUGAUCUGUAAUGCAGUGAAGGUUUUGAUUCUCAAGGCAAAGCAGCCCAAUGGCAUGUUCAAAGAAGUUGGCAGUGUUUCCCAUGGAGAGAUGCAGGGUGAUGUACUAGGCUUGGAAACACAUGCCUCCAUGACAGCCUUCUGCCUGAUUGCCAUGCAGGAGUCAAAACUUUUAUGUCAAGACACAGUUAAUACUCUUGCCAGCAGUAUAGACAAGGCAGUGGAAUACCUAACAAAUCAUUUGCACACCUUAACUAACCCAUAUGCUGUUGCCAUGACAUCAUAUGCCCUGGCAAAUACUCAAGGAUUUGACCGAGGAAUCCUCUUCAGGUUUGCUUCUCCAGAGCUGUCACACUGGAUUUCCCCCAGAGGACACAUUUACUCUCUGGAGGCCACAGCUUAUGCUCUUCUUGCUCUGGUGAAGGCCAAGCUUUUUGAAGAGGCCAGACCUGUUGUCAGGUGGUUUAACAAUCAGCCGAGGAGUAAUGCUGGCUUUGGAUCAACUCAGGCCACUAUUACGGUUUACCAAGCUGUAUCAGAGUACUGGGCUGCUGCUCAAGAACCAGAAUAUGAUCUGAAAGUGGACAUUCAUUUGCCAGGCAAGGCAUUGCCGGACCGUCUCUCCUUUACCAGGGCAAAUCACUAUACCACAAGAACGUCUAAAAUCUCAGAUAUUAACCAGGAUGUGAAAGUGACUGCAGAGGGAUCAGGAGAGGCCACACUGACUAUGGUGUCGUUGUAUUACGUUCUGCCAACAGAGAAAGAAAGUGACUGUCAAAAGUUUGAUUUGUCAGUGGAGCUCAUUCAAGAGAAAACAGAUGAAAAAAUAUACAAACUGAGAAUUGAAGUUUUGUAUAAAAGUAAAGACAGAGAUGCAACAAUGUCAGUCUUGGACAUUGGCCUACUGACUGGAUUUACUGUCAAUACAAACGACCUUGACCAAUUGACCAAAGGACGUGCCCGCACUAUCGCUAAAUAUGAGAUGAAUACUGUCCUGUCAGAAAGAGGCUCCUUGAUUAUCUACCUGGACAAGGUUUCUCACACUACACCAGAAGAAAUCGUUUUUAGGAUACACCAGACAAUGAAAGUGGGCGUCUUACAACCAGCCACUGUAUCAGUCUAUGAAUAUUAUGACCAAACAAGUUGUGUGAAAUUCUACCACCCUCAAAGGAUGGCUGGAGAGCUAAUGACGAUGUGCACAAAUGAAGAAUGUACCUGUGCAGAAGAAAACUGCAGUAUGCAGCAGAAGAAAGGAGUCAGCACUGAGUUGCGUAUAGACAAAGUUUGUGAGAGAGAUUAUGUGUACAAGGUGAAGGUUGUGGAAUUUACAGAUGGUUUGUCCACUGAUAUUUACACAAUGGAAAUUCUGGAUGUGAUUAAAGAAGGGAGUAUUGAUAGUCCGAUCCAUAAAACCCGUAAAUUUCUGAGUUACCCACAUUGCAGAAAAUCUUUGGGUCUGGAAGGUUCUAAAGGCAAACAUUACCUAAUUAUGGGCGCCUCAACAGAUACAUACAGAGAUGAAAACAAUACAUACCAGUACGUGCUUGGUGAGCAAACUUGGAUUGAGUACUGGCCAACAGUGGAAGAGUGUCAAACAGAGGAAUAUAGAGCAACAUGUAUGGGUCUGGACACAAUGGUGCAACAAUACAGAAUCUUUGGAUGUCUCCAAUAGCACAACCCAAGGAUGCAAUUGUUUGUUUCCUCUUUUUUGUAAAACAUUAACUGUUUUAAAAUAUAAAGGUUUGGAUU
Molecule: messenger RNA, 4905 nt
Organism: Cynoglossus semilaevis (tongue sole)
Lineage: Eukaryota; Metazoa; Chordata; Actinopteri; Pleuronectiformes; Cynoglossidae
Product: complement C3-like
Exons: 42
Coding region: 83-4828 (1581 amino acids)
Cellular component (GO): extracellular region
Molecular function (GO): protein binding; endopeptidase inhibitor activity
Source: RefSeq, a predicted model, not a curated record